AUGACGCAGAGAAUGAAUGUUGGCGAAGUCCGCAACGACGAUAUCAUACACCUCAACGUCGGUGGACAAAAAUUAACCACCGAAAGAUCCACUCUUUGUCAAGUAGAAGGUUCGUUUCUUGCCUCAAGGUUCAGUGGAAGAUGGGAAGGUCGUCACAAAUGCGACGACGAUGGCGCUGUGUUCUUCGAUUAUAAUCAACAAUUUUUUGUUGCCAUUUUGAAUUAUCUGCGCGCCAAGAAAUUUGCCACCAUAGAGAAUCCCGCAUUACCGCCAAAAGUCCCCGGAGAUCAAUUAGACGAUUUCGAAACAUUUGUCCAGUACCUCGGGUUGAGUGAUGAAAUCUUCCCCCGUGAGAAAUUCAAUCAACACAGCCCUGGAGUUACUCUUGGGGAAGACGGCAGAGUCGCCGUUCAUGAUCCAGAUAAAGCAGAGCAUAGAUACGUUCUUGGUCAAAAUAUUUACCGAGAAAAGACGCACAGUUUCAGGUUGGAAUUGGAGAUGUUUAAAGAUCGUUUUUGGAUGUUUGUUGGUAUUCUAAAAAAGGGUGUUGUACCACCGAAUAACAAAUCACGUCGAUGGCCUGGUUCAUAUGGAUGGGCACUCGGCGAGUCUGGUCAAGUAUGGAAAGACGGGUCACCUACGAUUGAUAAUGCUUUAAAAGAUGUCACUAAACAAGGCGACACGGUUAAGUUAGUCUUGGAUUGCGAUGCUGCCAAGCUGUCAUUACAUUUGUCCACUGGUCAACAAUUUCACAUCGAAAUACUCAAGUCACAAACUUGGAGACUGCAUGUAAUUUUGCUUAAUCCAAGUGACAGACUACGUAUCAUAAACGAAUAA
Messenger RNA from Paramuricea clavata, 837 nucleotides. NCBI's taxonomy places the organism in Eukaryota, Metazoa, Cnidaria, Anthozoa, Malacalcyonacea, Plexauridae. The record is from the annotation of a GenBank genome assembly.